This is a messenger RNA of Brienomyrus brachyistius, 1223 nucleotides long. RefSeq names its product twist family bHLH transcription factor 1a (gene twist1a). Gene Ontology annotation, molecular function: DNA-binding transcription factor activity, RNA polymerase II-specific; protein dimerization activity; RNA polymerase II transcription regulatory region sequence-specific DNA binding. The record is from RefSeq and is a predicted model, not a curated record. NCBI's taxonomy places the organism in Eukaryota, Metazoa, Chordata, Actinopteri, Osteoglossiformes, Mormyridae. The coding region runs from base 135 to 638 and encodes 167 amino acids. The transcript has 2 exons. Gene Ontology annotation, biological process: regulation of transcription by RNA polymerase II; developmental process.
ACCUCCUUCAGUCAGUGUUCACCGAGUGAGUGUUUAAACCGAAAUCAACUAAUCUGAGGUCUCGGGUUUCUUGCAUCUGAAAAAGUAGCAUAAAACAAAGAAGCGGAAUAUUGCUCGUACCCUAAAUUAACGUAAUGUUUGAAGAGGAGAUGCAAGAAGAGUCGCGCUCCCCACUGUCUCCAGUGGACAGUCUCAGCAACAGUGAAGAGGAACUCGACAGGCAGCAGAAGAGAUGUGGGAGGAAAAGGAGAACUAGCAGGAAAAAUGGGGAGGAUUCAGAUAGCCCUACCCCUGGGAAAAGGGGGAAAAAGUCCAGCAGUAGCAGUCCGCAGUCUUUCGAAGAACUUCAGACGCAAAGAGUCAUGGCGAACGUACGCGAGCGGCAGAGGACGCAGUCUCUCAACGAAGCCUUUGCAUCUUUGCGGAAAAUUAUUCCCACUUUGCCUUCAGAUAAACUCAGCAAAAUCCAGACACUAAAACUCGCAGCUAGAUACAUUGAUUUUCUCUACCAAGUGCUACAGAGCGAUGAGCUGGACUCGAAAAUGGCAAGUUGUAGUUAUGUGGCGCACGAGAGACUAAGCUAUGCUUUUUCCGUAUGGAGGAUGGAGGGCGCGUGGUCCAUGUCAACAUCUCACUAGCGUCCGUGGAGCUUGCCGCAGCACGGUAACCAACAAUUUCGCGUACCUCUCUAUGGACGUGAUCCCGGAUGAUGAAGCUGGACAUGUACAAAGCAAUGAUUUUUUUAGGGGAGAAAAAAAAACAAAGACUAUUUAAACCAAAGAAGACUGGCGCGGGGAGCACUUACGGGGGAAAGGCAGAGGACGCUGAACAGCAGAGUGCCGCCGCGCAGCGAUGCCGCCUACAUUCUGACCUGUCUGAGCUUUCUGAAAUAUGACGAUGAAUGUUGGAAUCAUGUAUAUUUUUUAUGCAUGCCUUUUUGAUCAGCCGUGCCUGUUUUUGUAAGGAGACAGUAAAAAUGCAUCCAAGUUGCCGUUUCAUUUCCAAAUCGUUGAUGAGGACCCCGAAAUUGUUUUCUUAAAUCUUCGGCUCGUCCAUGUGCAGAUUUGUUUUUAAUUUUUUCCCCUUUUUUAUGAAAUAUAGUUUAUUUAUUUAUUAAUGACUCGUGUUAUGAUGCAGGAUAGAUCAGGUGUGUAAAUGCAUUCCUAUUUUUAUUAUUGUUUUGUAAAUAAUUGUAUAUUUUUCUGCAAUAAAAUCAAUAUGAA